This is a messenger RNA of Cyprinodon tularosa, 5323 nucleotides long. RefSeq names its product neural Wiskott-Aldrich syndrome protein. The coding region runs from base 93 to 1112 and encodes 339 amino acids. The transcript is spliced from 9 exons. The record is from RefSeq and is a predicted model, not a curated record. Lineage: Eukaryota; Metazoa; Chordata; Actinopteri; Cyprinodontiformes; Cyprinodontidae.
ACAUUCAAACAAGGUGUGAAUGUCAGAUAAGACUUGUUUAAAACAGAAGAAAGGAAAGACUUGGGAAGCUGAGCUGAGUAGAGGACCAAGUGAUGGCGGUCGGUCGUGUUCUCCAGUCUCAAGUAAUGAGUGAUCUGCUGACGUUCCGUGAGAAAGGCGUCAUCAUCGGUCUGCUGGAACCACACUGUAAGCUGCUCAAAACCACAGUAGCCCAGAUACUCCAGGCCAAAGAUUCUGGAGAUGAAAGCAGAAGUUGGCAUCGUUUGGACUGUGGUGUGGUUUGCCUCGUUGAGGACACGUCUGUGCAGUCCUACUUCCUGCGUCUCUACUGUGUCCAACGUGAAAAGUUAUUGUGGGAGCAGGAACUGUACAUUCCUUUCAAAUACACUGCGAGUCGUUCAUACUUCCACACUUUCCCCGGAGAAGCCCACCAGGUCGGUCUCAACUUUGCAAAUGAAAAUGAGGCAGAGGAGUUUCAGUUUGCUGUGGAGGGGGUUCAAGAACAGCUGGCAGCCAUGAUUAACAUGACAAACACUGGAGAGAAGAGCAUUUCGUCAAGCAAUCUACCUGUUUCAUGGAAAAAAGAUGUUGGGAAAUUGUAUAAGGAGCCAAUUUCUACCCCACGUGUUUCAGCCUCUCAGGGUUUGUUCUCAGAUCUGGAUCAUGGGAUGAGAAGGUUGUUAAUGGAGGCAGGACUCAGUGAGGAAGACCUGAAACACAAAGAUGUUCCUGAGGUGGUUGAUUGCAUCAUCAACCACUUUGGAGGCGUUAAAGCUGUGCAAAGGGAGCUAAGGAAGAGAGGCCCAGUGUGUCAAACUUUGCCGAGAGCUGCAGGGACGUCCAUCUCCAUGGCUUUGCACAAAGGUCCUUUGCCACCGGCUCCUGUAACCCAAAACUGUCAGCAGACACCAGAGAAUAUGACCACGACAGAUGAAGUUCUGGAUACCCCUACUGCUGGUUCAGCACCAGGAAGAAUGAGAAGAAGUGCGAGUUUUAAAGAUGUGGGAUUCACACCAGAACCACAAGGAAAUGAUCUCUUCCUGAAUGCAUUGAGAGAAGUAUUCAAACAGAAGCAGAUGUUCCAGCAAACCUCAAGAGAAUUUCCUAAUUAAGACUUAAAAAAAGAAAAAUAAUGAUGUAGGAAUUAAAUUAAGGGUAAAUAAAAAGAAGCUUUGCUGCAUUAAGAUAUCCAAGCAAUAUAUGAUGUCAUUUGAACUUGCAUUGUUCCUGCCAGGAGUCAUCAAUGCAUCAAUAAGAAAGACCUGGAUAUUAUGAAAAUCCUGAUGUUUUACAUUUAAGAAAUUACAAAAUGUUAUUCUGUGACCAAUCACAAGCAAUCCCUCAGAGUACACUCAGAAAAGUUUGACCAUUGUCUACUUAAAAAAAUGAAGGCAACAAAGGGACACUUAAUAUAACUAAAUAAUUUUAAUUAUCUCAACUUUGAUAAAGACCUAUUGAUUUAAUUAUGCAAAUUUAAACAAAAUUAUUAAUUACACACAAAAAAACCUGGUUGAAAUAUUUUGGAUUUACUAAUAAUAAGGCAAAUGUUUAGUAAAUCCGAAACAAAUAUACAUGGAAAACUGAUUAAUAUUUAUUAGGUAUCUGAAAUGAAGUAAUUUAUAUACACCAAAUAUCUGUGAAGAAUUGGUUUACCUUUACCAAUUAAUUGGGUGAAAGUAAUUUAUAUUUACUACUUAUGUGGAUGAAAUGAUUUCUAUUUACUAAAUAUCAGGAUACAAAUUAUUUAGAAUAAAUAAUUAAAAUACGUUACAUCAACUUAUAACUUGGAACAUUUUUACCUAAUUCAGCACAUUUAAAUUGUAAUUUUUAUUUAUUUUUACAUAAAUGAAUUGAUCAAAUUGGCCUAUAAUUGAUACCUCAAGACUUCAAAUCUAUUUAAUGUUAAUGAUUGUCACUUUGUUGCCAUAUUUUUUCAUGUCUAAUCUAUUCAAUACCAUGAGUUCUUUUUACUGAAUGGUAGCUAAUAAAUAAUCAUAUUAAGAACAACAGGUAAACAAGAGGUAAACAUUAAUUUUUUUUGUAUUUACAAAUUUACAAAGAACUUCUUUUUUCAAACACAAAGGCACCUGUUAUUUGAGGAAGGCUAAUUGCACAGGUAGAUUUCUCAACCAGUGAAACGACACAAGCGUAAAGACCCACAUUGAAUAUUGUCCAUUGUCAUAAUAAAGCUGUGGGUUGCUUUUGCAAGAACAUGAAAAACAUCAUCAUGAAAAAAAAGUGUGUUGUUUUGCCUCUGUGAAAGUGGACUGUGAUACGGUGCUCCAUAUCCUGGAGGCAAAGUAUUUAUGGUCCAUUAAGAAGCUCUGUGUUUUCAACAAACAAAUCUCACUGUCCUGGUUACAAUGCAGCAUUAUCAUGUACUCUGUAAUUCUGGAAUACUAAGCUACAAAUGAGUAUGGGUAACAUUAUUUCUGAACAAAACUUGAACACUUAAAUGCAGCACAUAAUAACUGAGCACUCCAGUGUAUUUUGGCUCCAUUUUUUUAAGCCAGUAACUUGCUCCUGAGGCUGUUGGGUUUUGUGGAAAGCUUUGAACAAUCAAGAUCUAGAAUACCUUAGCUCUUUGGGGUGGUCAAGAUUCACUGCAAAUGUCAAACCAAUGAGCAAUGCAAAAGCUCUUAGAAAAUUACCCAGAGCCAUCAGGACCUUUGUUCUAUCACGAUUCCGAUGUCCUUUGUACCCUCUGACUCUGGAUGCUGUAGAUUUUCAUCCUUUGUAAAGCAAGGUCCUGUGCCACAUGAUCUGCAUCUUAAUAUAACAAGAAUAAGUUGUUAUUUUAGACUGUACAGUUAAAGGAGAUGGUCCUAAAUAAAUAGAGAUUGAGAGGGAGAAAUAUGCAUCAGACUUUUUAAAGAGCUGAUGGGCAGAUUCCUCAAGGUACAACAUCAGACGUCGGAUGACAAUGUCUCUGGUUGUGAUUAUGUUAGGACUCCUAGGGGCCUAAAAAACAGAAAAAAAAAAUAUAUUUUAAAUAGUGAUGGAGCAGUUUUUAACACCAGGAGGCUUAGGCUUUAGGAAACCACUGUUAUUGUUACUUUAUAUUCCUAAAAAUGACUAGCUAUGGGCCCAGAAAGUCACUGCUGCUGGAAAAAAAGAAACUUUCAUAGCACCAAAUUUACAAAAAUGUUGAAAUGUUAUGUUUACCACAGGACAUACGAUGGGUGAGCUGGUAGGCGAGUUUUGUCACCUUUGGACAAACAAAGGUGGACAAAGCUUCCCUAUUUCUGUUUUUUUAUGACAAGAUAUUCUGUUGGUUGGACCUUUAAAUUUAAUCAGGCUAAUCAGGAGAUUGGGAGCAGGUGUGGAUAAAGGAGUCUUUUAGGGAUCUAUGGAAAAGGAGACUGAUACAGGAGGGCAAACAAGAAAAACACAAGAACUCAAAUACAGUCAAAACCAUGACACUUGUAUGUGUGGUGACUAUGCGUUGCUGAAGUAAUCAGACUUUUGCUUACAGUUAUUUGAGUAGAAAGAUGUUACUGUUACAACAAAUGUUUAAUGUACUCAGAAAAUGAUACCCGUUUAUCAAAUUAUUUCUUGAUUUGUAAAAAAAAUAAAUAAAUUGCGAUAAAAAUAUGACAACGAAUUGACAGCAUGUUUGGGAUAAAAACAUUGUACAUGUUGCACCAUGUUAAAAUGUUUUUAUUACACGUCUUAAGUCCCUUAAGUAGACAGUUGAUUUGUGGAGAAAAAAAAAAUGGCCAUUUCUAAUCCCGCUUGGCACAUGCAUCAAUUCACUGCAUCCUUUAAGUUUCACAAAUCAGAGAAAGGUUUCAAAAAUACCAAACCUGGUUUUAAUUAUUCUUCAAGUAGUUUAUAAUAAUCUAGUCCAAGUUAGAUGUGUCUAGGUGUUCCCCUGUGACUUCUGGAGGUUAUUAGGUGCUUAAUAUGACAGAGCACCUCACAGAAGCUAUUUUAACCCGUUGUACACUAGGGCAUGGACAAAAAUUAGGACUAGUCAACUUAAUUAAGCUGAGUCAACCCACAUCUGGACAUGUCCAAUGCACAAACACGGUUUAAAAAUAGAGAAUUUCCAUUGAGUAGAGUUAAUUCGUUUUUUGUCAUUGUUGACUUGAGUGAUAAAAUAUUAUUAAAUUCUACCCGGUGAUUCUUAGUUGAUAUUAUUUAAACAAAAAUUAAUAAAAAACAAUUGACAAAUACUUCAUCUUUGAUUAAAUUAACAUAAUAAUAGCCCAACCUGUACACACAGACAACUUUUUCAUGUAAAGGUUAACUUUGUUAAUAUUAAUUAAGCUCAGUCUCACUUUUUGGAGUGUCGCUUUUAGAUGGUUAUAUACUUGUAGAAGAUCAAUGGGGCUACUUAUACGCUUUUUAAUUAAGGUCAGUGCUAGUAAUUUUUCCAAGAUGAUCCAACAUUUACCUGUAAAGAAAUAAAUGAUCAUAUUUUACAUUCUCAAAAUAAAACGUGAUGAAACUGUCCACGAUUACUAAAGCUAGGCUCUGUUAUUGUCCUAAACCUGUGUGGGAGUGUCUCUUCCUAAUCUUAUAGCAGGAUAAGUCUUUGUGUACUUUUGUAUUUGGUGUGUGUCUAUGGGUGAUUCUAAACAGGGGCCAACAGGGGCCAGUCCCCUUGAUGGACUGGUUAUGACCCCUGUACUGCAAAAAUAACACUAAAUCAAUUUGUUAAGAUGAUGUGCUCUAACUGAAGAAAGCAUUACUGAAUGAUUUCUUGAAGCACCUUAAUCUUUUACUUUUACUGUUUAACAAUUGUUUUGAAAUUAAGGUGCAUAACUUUAAACUUUAGCUGCAGUAAGAUAUUAGUUUUCUUCUUUUAGAUCAGGGGUCUACAACCUUUGCUUUAUGACUCAUAUUUUGUGUGUUUUUUUUUGUUGUUUUGUUAUGUGCUCCCCAUGAUAAACACUGGCACACCCCACCCCCCUGGUAAUUAUGGCCUAGAACCGCAACUGUGUGUGUCCAGUGUCAACAAUUCUCUAAACCCAUCAUUUCAUACCUGUGCCAUGUCCCAUUUAAAAUGAAAAUUCACCCUUUGCAAAUCAACAUAUUGAAAGUAAAAAUGUAACUACUUUUGCACGAACGAUGAUUUAGCUGUUAAAUGGCCUAUACUUGUACAGCACUUUUUUGCUUCCCAGAUUUCAGGUAUUCAGUCACCCAUUUGUAAAUUUUUGUAUUUGUAAACAAAUUCACAUGCUGACAUAUUCAUCUUUGAAAUAGUUCAGGAAAAAGACACCUUUCACAACCACAUUGCUUUUUUGAACAUUGUAGUUUAAAAUGUCAGGUAAUGUAAAUGCAGUGGAACCCAAUAAACAAAAAAUGUUGCAACAGU